Diorhabda carinulata is the source of this 2670-nucleotide messenger RNA. RefSeq names its product translocation protein SEC63 homolog (gene Sec63). Gene Ontology annotation, molecular function: transmembrane protein transporter activity; RNA binding. Bases 358 to 2616 code for a protein of 752 amino acids. The record is from RefSeq and is a predicted model, not a curated record. NCBI's taxonomy places the organism in Eukaryota, Metazoa, Arthropoda, Insecta, Coleoptera, Chrysomelidae. The transcript is spliced from 10 exons. Gene Ontology annotation, biological process: post-translational protein targeting to endoplasmic reticulum membrane; SRP-dependent cotranslational protein targeting to membrane. Gene Ontology annotation, cellular component: Sec62/Sec63 complex.
ACCUGACUGUCUUUCUGAACCGCUAACUGCGAUUACGUCUUCUGUCAUUAUUGACGUUAGUCCAUUUCCAAAGAAAAUCCGUUUUUAAAACGUUUUAGUUGUCGGCACGUUUUUUUUUAUAUGAAAAUGAAAAGAGAUGUAUUAUUAUUACCUCAUUUUUUCGAACGAUAAAAUAAUGUUCGAAUAGUUUAAAUAAAUAUAAUCGGAACAACCGAUAUAUUCGAAAUUUAUUCACUCGAUUAAUUUACUGCUUCUUUCUAACUGUAAAAAAUUUGAUAAACGACCCAUCGCCGUGUCAUUCAAAAUAAUUUUUGACACGUUGGAUUGUGUGAGCCCCAGUAAUUUACAAAAAAUAUAAUGGGUCAAAAGUUUCAAUAUGAUGAAAGUGGAGGAACAUUUUUCUAUUUCCUUUUAUCAUUUUUAGCACUUGUUUUAAUUCCAGCUACAUUUUAUUACUGGCCAAAAAAGAAAAAACGAGACGUCGAAGAAGAAAAUAAGGAAUGUAAAUGUUCGGGAUGUAUUUUAAAAAGAGAACAUUUGAAAAAAUUAGAACCGUGGAGGGGCCCCAAAAUUUUUUUAAUAAAAUUAACAAUUAUAGCCGGUUGGGUGAUACUAUUUUUAUUAGCUUACAAAGUAUCACAAUUUGAUUAUGAAAUGUCCAAUUUUGAUCCUCACGAAAUACUAGGAAUUCCUCUAGGUGCUAGUCAAGGUGAAAUUAAGAAAGCUUACAGAAAAUUAUCAUUAAUUCUUCAUCCGGAUAAGGAUACUGGCAAUGAAAAAGAAUUCAUGAAACUAACCAAAGCAUACCAAGCUUUAACAGACGAGGAAGCAAGGCGUAAUUGGGAAAAAUAUGGUAAUCCUGAUGGACCUGGAGCAAUGAGCUUCGGAAUCGCUUUACCCUCUUGGAUUGUUGAAAAAGAAAAUAGCGUUUGGGUUUUGGGUCUUUAUGCACUUGUUUUUAUGGUGGCAAUGCCUAUAGUUGUUGGUACUUGGUGGUACAGAAGUAUUAAAUAUACGGGAGAUCAAGUAUUGUUGGAUACCACUCAACUGUAUUAUUAUUUUUUUAAUAAAACUCCAAAUAUGGCUCUGAAACGAGUUAUAAUGAUUCUAGCUGCUAGUUUGGAAUUUGACAAAAAGCAUAAUUCUGAAAUAACCGAAAGGCAGUCUGAUAAUGAAGAAGUACCUCAACUAAUAAAGAAACUCCCAAAUUUGGGGGAAAAAAAUAAAGAAAGACCUUUGUGUUAUUUGUAUAGCAUCAAAGCUCGGGCCAUAAUACAUGCUCAUUUGAGCAGGAUACCAUUGAAUCCUCUUACUUUGGAACAAGAUAGGAGGUAUAUAAUAGGAAAAUGUCCGUUUUUGGUAAAUGAGCAGGUCAAUUGUGUAAAUCAACUUAUAAUUAUGGCCUACACUAGGAGAAUUCCCAAAUUACCACCAAUCGAAACUAUAGAAAAUUGUAUGAAAUUAUCACCUAUGAUAGUGCAAGGUCUUUGGGAAUUCAAAUCUCCUCUUCUACAACUACCUUAUAUCAAUGAGGAUAAUUUGAAAUAUUUCAUGUCGAAAAAACGUCAAAUCAAAACUUUACAACAGUUUGCGCAACUUAAAGGUGAAGAAAGACGAAAUUUGUUGAGAAAUUUGAGUGAUGAUGAAUAUGAGAAUGUUAUGAAAGUAUUGGGAAGAAUGCCUUACGUCGAUUUUCAAAUUCAAGUAGAAGUUAUGGACGAUGAAAAUCCAAAUGAAGUAACAGCUGGAGCUAUAGUUACGGUAACUGUAACUUUAAUUAGAAAAGAUAUGAGCAGCCUUUUCGGCGACGAUUCUGCUAAAGAUACGAUAGAAAUAAACGAAAAUGGUACAGAUGAAGUUAAAGAAAACGCGGGAGGCGAUGAAACUGUCGUCAAAAGACCUGCAUGGUUAAAACAAAAGAAAAGUGGUAAAAAAACGAAGAAAUCGAAACCUGCGAAUAAAUCGAACGCCGUUUUAAAACCAAAGAUGGACGAUUCUCCAAAGAAUCUCGUCAAAAGGAAAGAAACGUCGAGAAUUAAAGAAAAUAAGAAAGAACAACAAGAUGAUGAAGAAACCGACGAAACCGAUGAUAGCGAUACCGAAAAUAUUGAUAACGAAAAAUCGUCCGCGGAAGAAGAAGGUGAAUCAAAUAAUAAAACGAACGAUGACGACGAUCAGGAAUGGGAAAAGUUUCAGAAGAUCCACGAAAGAGAAAAAUCUUUGGAAGGAAGAUCGAAAACAUCUCAUGCUGUUCAUUGUCCGUAUUAUCCUUAUGACAAACAGGAGUAUUGGUGGACGUAUAUAUGCGACAGGAAAUCGAGAACAUUAUUAACGGCACCAUAUCACAUUACAGGACUUGUUAACAAAGAGACUGUUCAUUUAAAGUUUACAGCUCCUCAUUGGACAGGAGUGUAUACUUUGACCGUAUGUUUGCGCUCAGAUUCCUACAUAGGUUUUGAUCAACAAAAAGACAUCAAAUUAGACGUUAAAGAAGCUCCAGCUGAAAUAACUGAACAUCCUCAGUGGGAAUUCGAAGAUUCUGAAGAAGAAGAUCCGGCCGAAACCAACGAUAGAGAAUCCGAAUAUGCUACAGACGAAGAUCUACCGGACGAUUAGGACCGAAAUUUAUUUAAUUAUUUUUUUUUUUGUAAAAUAAGAAAUUAACGAUAG